AUGGAGCGGCACUUGUCACCGCUUGAUUGCAUUUUGAGGCCUGGUUGGUGUCUGGAAAAUAAUGUAUGUGUGUGGCUCAAUGGUGCGCCGGAGGCAGAACGUCCUAUAUGGGUCAAGUUAUGGAACACUGCUCAGAGACGAUACUGUACCGAUGGUGGUGCAAACAGGAUAAUGGCAAGAAAUCAAGAGCUCUCUUUUCCGGAUGUUGUUGUUGGAGAUAUGGACUCGAUUCUUACCACCGUCACGGAAAACUUAAGACAUAGGUCGUUGUUGAUUCAUACCCCUGACCAGGACAAAACCGACCUGACUAAAUGUUUGGAAUACAUAGCCGAAGAUUUUAAUAGAGACGUGCAGCGUCUCAUGUGGUUUUGUUAG
Necator americanus (New World hookworm) is the source of this 375-nucleotide messenger RNA. RefSeq lists its product as uncharacterized. Gene Ontology annotation, biological process: thiamine diphosphate biosynthetic process. Lineage: Eukaryota; Metazoa; Nematoda; Chromadorea; Rhabditida; Ancylostomatidae. The record is from RefSeq and is a predicted model, not a curated record. Bases 1 to 375 code for a protein of 124 amino acids. The transcript has 4 exons. Gene Ontology annotation, molecular function: thiamine diphosphokinase activity; ATP binding.